Penicillium salamii is the source of this 1620-nucleotide messenger RNA. The record is from the annotation of a GenBank genome assembly. NCBI's taxonomy places the organism in Eukaryota, Fungi, Ascomycota, Eurotiomycetes, Eurotiales, Aspergillaceae.
AUGGCGUUCGCCAAUGAGAAGCAUGCCAGUACGGCCAGCGAUGUCGAGAGACCCUAUAGUUCCUCCACCAUGGAGGGAGAGGAGAUCAAACGAGAUCUUAAAUCAAGGCAUAUCAACAUGAUUGCCAUCGCAGGCAUGAUUGGAACGGGUCUGUUUUUGAGCUCUGGUCAGGUCAUUGCCAUUGCUGGCCCGGCAGGUGCUUUCUUGGCAUACAUUGUCAUGGGCUUUGUGACUGGUGGUAUCUCUUACACCACUGGAGAGAUUUCGUCCUUCAUGCCUUGCAGCGGGGGCUUCGUUCGCCAUGCCACACGAUUCGUUGAGCCUGCGCUCGGCGCGGCUACUGGUUGGAACUUUUGGUAUACUAUGGCUAUCUCGGCACCAACGGAGAUCACUGCUGCUGCGACCAUCGUCCAAUUUUGGAAUGCAUCCAUUAGUCCUGCUGUUUGGAUCACCGUCUUUGGUGUGUUUAUCACUGCCCUCAACUUUUGCAACGUCAAGCUAUAUGGAGAGUCGGAGGUUAUAUUUGCUUCCCUCAAGAUCAUGCUGAUCAUUGGUCUCAUCAUCGGUGGCAUCGUUAUUGACCUGGGUGGCACCCCGGGACAAGAGCGUCUUGGCUUCCACUACUGGAAGGACCCAGGCGCGUUUAACGAGUUCAUUGACACAGGCUCCGCCGGAAGGUUCCUAGCCUUUUGGAAAGUCCUGUUGACCUCGGCUUUCAGUUUCGGUAACAUCCAGGUAGUGGCCAUUGCAGGCGCGGAGACUCAGAAUCCACGGAAGAUUAUCCCUGAUGCGACAAGAAAGACAUUCAUUCGAAUUUUCUUCUUCUACGUUGUUAGCAUUUUCAUCGUUGGACUCAUUGUCCCAUCUAACGAUAAGGACCUCACUAUCUCAACUGGCACAGCUACACAAUCACCAUUCGUCAUUGCAUUCGUGCGGUCCGGCGUUUCUGUGGUCCCGCAUAUCAUCAACGCGGUGGUAUGCACUUCAGCUAUCAGUGGAAGUUCUAGCUGUAUCUUCAUUGCAUCUCGCACUCUAUAUGGCCUGAGCCAGGACGGACAUGCACCCAAGUUCUUCCAACGAUGCAACCGGUUCGGAACUCCAUACUAUGCCGUCGGUCUCACGGUUCUCCUAUUACCACUGAUGUACAUGAGUCUGGGGAGCAGCGCGGCCACCGUCUUCUCCUGGUUCGUCAACAUUACGACUGUCGCCGGUCUGAUCGGCUGGAUCGUUAUCGGUGGCACUUAUCUACGUUUCUUUGCGUGUCUAAAGAAGCAGGGCUUUUCGAGAGACGAGCUCCCCUAUCGUACACCCUUCCAGCCAUAUACUGCGUGGGUGACUACGUUCAUGGUUGUUAUGAUCGUCCUAACUUCCGGGUUUGAUGUUUUCACCAAGAACAACUUCACGGCAUCCGGCUUCUUGACCUCGUAUUUGAACAUCGCUAUCUUCGCUGGACUCUACAUCUUCUUCAAGAUUUUCCUUAAAUCUAAAGUUGUCCCAUUGGACGAGAUCGACAUCCGGGGCGAAUUCGAAGAAAUCGAGAAGGAGAAAGCCCAAGGUCUCUAUCUCACCAAGGAUCAACUUGACUGGUCAUGGUGGAGACGUACACUUCACUGGAUCUAA